Messenger RNA from Aspergillus eucalypticola CBS 122712, 993 nucleotides. RefSeq names its product double-time. NCBI's taxonomy places the organism in Eukaryota, Fungi, Ascomycota, Eurotiomycetes, Eurotiales, Aspergillaceae. Gene Ontology annotation, molecular function: protein serine/threonine kinase activity; ATP binding. Gene Ontology annotation, cellular component: nucleus; cytoplasm. Gene Ontology annotation, biological process: endocytosis; signal transduction; peptidyl-serine phosphorylation. The transcript has 4 exons. Bases 1 to 993 code for a protein of 330 amino acids. The record is from RefSeq and is a predicted model, not a curated record.
AUGGAAAAGAAAAUGAAACAACUCGAUAUCAUCAUCGCAGGCCGUUUCAAACUCGUCAAUUACAUCUCUUCGGGCACCUAUGGCGAAAUCUAUGAAGCAACCGACCUCAAUACCAAAUCCAGAGAGCGCGUUGCGCUCAAAAUGGAACGCACAAAGUUAUCUGAUUCACUCACCAGGGAGUCAUUUUUCUACGAGAAGCUCCAAAAGGGCAAAUCCACCGGCAUGCUUAAACUCCACUUCCCUACCGACGUCUGUGAUGAGUACCGCGUCAUGGGUAUGGAACUUCUAGGCCCCAGUCUCUGGGACCUCAGAUACUUCUGCGGGGGGGAAUUAAGCCUCAAGACAGUUCUUUUGAUAGCCGACCAAGCGAUUUGUCGAUUAAAGUCUUUACAUGACCAGGGUAUUAUCCAUCGGGAUUUGAAGCCGGAUAAUUUCCUCAUGGGGAGAGGCCGUGAGGGAAAUAAGAUUUAUCUUGUGGAUAUGGGCCUUGCGCAUGAGAAGGUGAUGGCACCUGGCAAUCCGAUGAAUUAUAACGGAGAUCAGGCAGGUUCGUUCCUGGGUACGAACGACUAUGCACCUAGGGCUGCGCAUCAGUUACAUUGUCAGACGUAUCGGGACGAUAUGGAGAGCUUUGGCUACGUGCUCAUUGACCUUCUCAAAGAUAAAUUACCCUGGAGUGGUAUGACAACUACUGUUGGGGGCCAAAGUCCCGAACAGCAGAUGGGCAACAAGAAAGGACGAAUCACUCUGGAUGAUUUGUGCGAAGAUCUUCCAGAAGUGUUCAAACAAUACUUUGAACACGUGAGAUCACUGCGCUAUAACCAGCGGCCGAACUACUCUAAGCUCCGGCAGAGAUUCGCAGCCGAAUUCAAGCGGCAGGGAUUCAGCCAUGACUAUGUCUUUGACUGGACAGAAAAGCGCUUUAAGGAGGCAGUUGCAGAACCAGCUGAAGAUCCGUAUGUAUCAUUUUCGUCAAGUAGCAACCCUAGUUAA